AUGGCAUCCGGCCACGUUCUCCGAUUUCCCCGGUCAGACAGUGAAGGCGCUUUUGUCAUCGUCCAGGCCACGCCAACCAGGUCAAAGGCACUAGAUGUCAAGUUGGUGGGAACAGAUGGCGUGGAGCCAUAUGCCGUUUCUCUGCGUCACGAUAAAGUCGCAUCACUACGCGUCAAGAACAGUCCAGUGUCUGAGGAAGAAUGGGUCGCUAUUUUGAAUGCCGUCUUGCGACAAGAACCGGCCGAUGGCGUUGAAGCAAUUGCCUCUGUGGAAAACGAGUCAGUUCUCACCCUGACUAUUCGAAAAAAGGGGAAUGAGUUUACACAACGGCUCGGCGCCAUCGAAUUGAGCCACAGCCCACGCGAGCUCAUUGAGCUAUUCGACUGGUGUGCGCUCUCGGCGCAGACAGCCAAUGAGGCCAAGGAAGCUCUAGCUUCGACGACUGCGAAAGCAAGCAAGCUCGAAGACUCUGUGCGGGAGCUCAAAGCUCAACUCGACGAGCUAGUCGCGGCCAAGGAGGCUGACGAGUCGGAACUGCUCGAAAAGUUCCGCGACCUGCUCAACGAGAAGAAGGUCAAGAUCCGCCAGCAGCAGAAGCUACUUGCUUCUGCAUCCGUCGAGCCGGAGAGGCUAGCGCAGGUACAGCAGAGCUCCCAGGCCGCGGUAAGAGGCCAUGCGGCCGCCAAGUCGAGGCCGGGCAAGAGGAAGACCGCUCUCGCGCCUGUUGAGGAUGCUGAUUCGUCAGAGGAAAGUGAGGGCAAAAUGGAUAUUGAUGAAGUCAAGGAACAGGCUGCAGACCUGUCAGACCAGCAGCGCGACACAACUGAGGAUGAGGACGAGACGGCGAGUGAAGAUGACGAUGAAGAGCCGGCAGCACCAGCGCCCAGUAAGCACACACGGUCUCAAGUAUCACCACCGCCCAAGCCAAAGGCUGCUGCCGCGCCUGCGAAAAAGGAAGCGCCUCCUGCGAAGAGGGAUUUGCCUUUUGCAAGAAAGAAGGCAGCGCCAAAGGCACCGCCGCCACCUGCCGGCAGCGAGACUGAGUCUGACGAUGAGCUAUGA
Messenger RNA from Colletotrichum godetiae, 1062 nucleotides. RefSeq lists its product as uncharacterized. The transcript has 3 exons. The coding region runs from base 1 to 1062 and encodes 353 amino acids. The record is from RefSeq and is a predicted model, not a curated record. Gene Ontology annotation, biological process: double-strand break repair; DNA recombination. Gene Ontology annotation, cellular component: nucleus. NCBI's taxonomy places the organism in Eukaryota, Fungi, Ascomycota, Sordariomycetes, Glomerellales, Glomerellaceae. Gene Ontology annotation, molecular function: DNA binding.